Messenger RNA from Orycteropus afer afer, 270 nucleotides. The record is from RefSeq and is a predicted model, not a curated record. NCBI's taxonomy places the organism in Eukaryota, Metazoa, Chordata, Mammalia, Tubulidentata, Orycteropodidae.
AAUGGAAAAGUUGAUGAAGCACUUUCUCUGGCCUUUCUGCUGUGCUGGCUUGCUGGAAACCUAACAAAUUUCAUAGGCUGCUACUUGACCAACGAACUGCCCAUUCAGAUUCUUACAGCCAUCUUCUACCUGGACCUGGAUAUAGUCAUACUCUCACACUUUGCAUACUACAAGUUAAAGAAUCAGAAGAAAAAAAUUUCAAAAGAAAAUUAAAUUUUGCAGAGGAACAUGUGCUUGAUGAUCUCUCUAACCUGGAGUGUUGAGGGAUAA